AUGGAUCGAAGUGUUCUUUUUAACCUCCGGCAGACUCUAACAAAACAUGAUCCAAAAACUCCAACUGAAAAAGAUCAGUGUCGUACCGAGUCUUUGGUUAAAAAGGCUUACAGCGAAAAACUCGAUAAGUGGGGAGAAGUGGCCUUGCGUCUGUUUAAAAUUGAACAUAUAAAUUACCUGUCAAAGCGAUUAGUUGAUCUUCCAACUGGAAUUGAACAUCUGGACGCAAGUCAGCCUUGGCUAGGCUACUGGAUUAUUCACGGACUGCGCCUGCUGUGUUAUCAGCUGUCUAAUCAGCAAAAGUGCAGUGUUAUUGCUCUUCUUAAAAGCUGCCAGCAUCCCGAAGGCGGAUUUGCUGGGGGUCCGCGUCAGUUAGCACACCUCGCGCCAACCUACGGCGCUAUCAACUGUCUUGCUUCUCUUCUCUCGGCGGAUGCGCUCGACAUAAUCGACAGACAAAAACUCGGUGACUGGCUCGCUUCUCUGCGUCUAUCGAACGGUUCUUUCCUUAUGCAUCACGGCGGUGAAGUUGAUGUUCGUGGAGCUUACUGCGCAGUAUCUUCUGCAGCCCUCACCGGCCUCCUUCAAUCAAGGCCCGAAUUGUUUGACGGAACAGCUGAAUGGAUCGCCAGUUGUCAGACUUACGAAGGCGGGUUCGGUGGACAGCCAUGUGUGGAGGCUCACGGUGGAUAUUCAUUUUGCGCUUUCGCAGCCCUCCGCAUCCUGCAAAGAACAGAUCUUGUUGACAUUCCUCGACUUCUAAAAUGGGCUGCUUGCCGCCAGAUGCCAACUGAGGGUGGCUUCCAGGGGAGAACUCAUAAACUCGUUGACAGCUGCUACUCCUUUUGGUUGGGCGCGCUAUUUCCCCUCAUAGAGCAAACACUUCACGAGCAAUCCAAAACUUUCUCCUCCUCCUCCUCCUCGACCUGCCUUCCCAAGAACUCCGGCGCACUCUUCGACACCUCAGCCCUGCAGGAGUACAUUCUCCUUUGCUGUCAAAGGGUCUUCUACAUGCGGCCCGGUCUGUCGGUUCCCAUUCAGCAGAAUAAGAGCGACGUCAACGGGGGUGGCCUGAUCGACAAACCGGGCAGAAACGUGGACCCCUAUCACACCUGCUACGCCUUGAGUGGCCUCUCCUUGGCCCAGCACUGUCCGCGCGUCCCUUCGGAAGCCUUUGACGAGGACACAGACGGACCGUUCCCGCCUGCGCCGUGUCAGGACGUCGCUGGUGCCCAGUGGGGAAAUGAGCUCGCCGACCUAGACCCCACCUUCAACAUCGUCGUCGAUGCCGUGGCCUUCACGAGGACCUACUUCACCCUGCGUGAUUCUGGCGUUGCUCGGGAAACUGCCAUCGAGUGUGCAGUGGAGGCAGCCGACAGAGUCGCCUCGGAAAUAGACAUCGCCGCCGUCGACGACGGCGUGGGAGACAGCGGAGAAGGAGAGAGCCCCAAGACACCCGACCAUCUCCCGAAUAUCUGUACUUCGCCUUAG
This is a messenger RNA of Mesocestoides corti, 1491 nucleotides long. The record is from the annotation of a GenBank genome assembly. Lineage: Eukaryota; Metazoa; Platyhelminthes; Cestoda; Cyclophyllidea; Mesocestoididae.